GGGAGCAUCGAAAUUGUUGCCAACCCAAAUAAAUAAUUUAGAAGCUGAAGACAGCAUUGUACCGAUAAAUCACAUGAAUAACCAAUCAACAAGUCAAACACCAACACACAAAACAUACUUUUGUAAUACAUCUUCUGUAUUUUACAUGAAAAAUGUUUGUGACGAUUCUUCAACCCAUGUUAUUUAUAUGUCGAACAGAGGUUUAACAUCUCUCCCAAAAGGAGUAUUUAAUGGAUUGAUAUCUCUACGUAUUUUGGAUUUAGAUGCAAACAAACUGACCAGUCUGAAGCCUGAAACUUUUAAUAGUUUGUCCAAACUGGAAUAUUUAUUCAUCAGUAACAAUAGUUUAACACAUCUUCCACAUAAUAUUUUUAAAGAAUUGAUAUCACUGACUUAUUUGGACGUACAAUCAAACAAACUAACUAGCCUGAAGCCUAACACUUUCAAUAGUUCGCGCAAACUAAAGUAUCUAGCAAUCAAAAAGAAUAACUUAACACAUCUUCCUCAAGAUAUUUUUAAAGGAUUGAGAUCUUUAAAUAUUUUGGAAUUAGAUUCAAACAAACUGAUAAGUCUUGAAAAUAAUACCUUUAAUAAAUUAUCUCAUCUUGUUAAUUUAUUUAUCAGUGAAAAUAAUUUAUCAUCUCUUCCGCAAGGUAUAUUUGAUGGAUUAAAAUCUCUAACUAGGUUGCAUUUACAUUCAAAUAAACUAACAAGUCUAAAGCUUGAUACUUUUAAUAGCUUGUUCAAUCUUAAAACUUUAAGUAUCAAUAAUAAUUGUUUAACAUAUCUUCUACCAGGGAUAUUUGAUAGAUUAGAGUCUCUAGAUUUGUUGGAUUUAUCAUCAAAUAAACUGACAAGUCUUGACCCUGAUAUUUUUAGUAGCUUGACCGAACUCACCCAUUUAUACAUCACAAAUAAUAACUUAACGACUCUUCCACAAGGAAUAUUUAAUAAAUUAAUAUCUCUAACUAAUUUAGGAUUAGAUUCAAACAAACUGUCAAGUCUUAAAAAUAAAACUUUUCAUGGCUUGUUCAAUCUUGAAACUCUAGAUAUCAGUAAUAACAAUUUAACAUCUCUUCCACAAGGAAUAUUCAAUCAAUUAAUAUCUCUAAUUUCUUUGCAAUUAUAUUCAAACAAACUGUCAAGUAUUGAAAAUAAUACUUUUUAUAACUUAUCUUAUCUUACUGAUUUAGAUAUCAGUGAUAAUAAUUUAACAUUUCUUCCACAAGGAAUAUUCAUUGGAUUAGAGUCUUUAGAUUUGUUGGAUUUAUCAUCAAAUGAACUGACAAGUCUUGAUUCUGAUAUUUUUAAUAGUUUGUCCAAACUCACUCAUUUAUACAUCAAAAAUAAUAAUCUAACAUCCCUUGAACAUGAAGUAUUUAAUGAAUUGAAAUCUUUAACAGUUUUACAUUUGCGAUCCAAUAAACUGACAAGUCUUCCGUCUAAUAUUUUCAAUAAGUUGAUCCAUCUUGAAGAUUUAGAUAUUGGUAAUAAUAAUUUAACAUCUCUUCCACAAUAUAUAUUCAGUGAAUUGAAAUCUCUAAGUCAGUUGCAUUUAGAUACAAAUAAACUGAUCAGUCUAGAGAUUAAUACAUUUACUAGAUUGAACAAUCUUCAAAUUUUAUCUAUUAGUAAUAAUAGUUUAACAUCUCUUGCACAAGGAAUAUUCGAUGAAGUGGAAUCUAAUAUUUUCAAUGACUUGGUCAAUCUUAAAAUUUUAGAUAUUCAUAAUAAUAAUUUGACUGAUCUUCCAACUGAUAUUUUCAAGAAAAAUCAAAAACUGGAAUGUUUAAAUUUACAAUCAAACAAUCUCAAUGAAUCAAAGCCUGAAGUUUUUACUAAUUUAACGCAGCUUCAUUUGCUUAAUAUUGAAGAUAAUAAAUUUAGUCUAACAGACGAUGAUAAAAAAUUAAUUUUAAAAAAUAUUAAACAGCGAACCUACAAUGAAUCUACUACAUAUAAUAUUUUCAAAAACGAACCAUGCUUUUCAUCUAUGACAGUAUAUUAACAAAUAUUAUGAAAUAAAUAAUAAAAAUAAUUAAUUGAUGUAUUGAAAUAAGUCAUAAUGGAAGAUAAAAUAAUAUUAUUAUUAUCAUAUUUUGCAAAAAAUAUAUAGAACUUAAUUUUUUUAAUUUUUGUUAUUCUUGAUAACAGAAAAAGAAACCGUCUUAAUAAUUUUUUUGAUAUUAAAAUAUUUUAAACAUUUAAAAUAUAUUUUUUAUUGAUCCACGAGAAUCUAUAAUAAUAAUAAAAUAAUUAAAAUGUAAAAUUCUAUAAAAAAAAAACUCAUCAUUUAUGAAUAAUAACAAAAUUAAAAAACUGCAAUUUUAAA
This is a messenger RNA of Aphidius gifuensis, 2332 nucleotides long. RefSeq names its product toll-like receptor 3. The transcript is spliced from 2 exons. Gene Ontology annotation, molecular function: protein binding. NCBI's taxonomy places the organism in Eukaryota, Metazoa, Arthropoda, Insecta, Hymenoptera, Braconidae. The record is from RefSeq and is a predicted model, not a curated record. Gene Ontology annotation, cellular component: extracellular matrix. Bases 74 to 2008 code for a protein of 644 amino acids.